AUGGUAGGCAGUACCUAUGAUGUCGUGAUACUGAGUUCGAGUCCGCCAGCGAUUUCCCCGCAGCGCAAUGCCCCUUCACGUCGCGUCGCAGUACCCGCAUCCUCACCCCUGGUACUCUCUCGUCCUACAAGUCCACUGAGAUCAACAACCGGCGCGUCGACCACCAACCCUAGAGCUGUCCCUAUCCCUGAGGGUGCACUCAGGGGAUUUGCCACCGUUGGUAAUCUGGUACGAUCCGAACACUUUACAAGCCGGCUAGACGACGACUUUACGGCGAUACAAGAAGCGCGAUUGCAGAAGGAUACAGUAGAUGUUGUAGAGAACAUUGAGAAGCCUCGCAAGCGGUCUACGGAGAAGUCCAUUGCUGCUACAGAUGAAUCUGAGAAGCCUAAGCCUAAGCCUCGAGCGCGCAAGCAGAAACCCAAGUCAGACAAAGAGAUUCUCGACUCAGAUGACGAACUACGACGUCCACAGCGAUCUACAAAGUCGCCUUUCUUCAACGACGAACCUUCCAAGUCCGCCAUCAACCCCCCAAGUGAGACUACGGAUGCGCCGAAUCUCACCAAAUCGGGGAAGCCACGCAAGCCGCGUGCUAAGAAACAGAAGGCCGAAGGAGAGGCUGUGGAGCCUGUCGUGAAACCAAAGAGAACGAGAGUCACAAAAUCUAAGAAGACAGCCGUGAAGAGUGGCAACGAACAACCCAAUGACGUAUCCGUCGUCUCUGCGCAUUUUCAAACGGGGGUAGACAAGGAUGACGGUUCGAAAUCAGUGUCAGGUCAGAAGUCGGUAGAGAUAAAAGACAGUUCAGGUGGUCAUUCUGCAUCUAUAUUGGAUGUCCCAGAUAGUCCACAGUCUAAGAAUGUCGCUUCACUCGAACAGCGACCACCAACUUCUGAUGCAGAGCCACUAGAGCUGGAACAAGCUCUAGUGCGAAGGCAAGAUUGGACGCCUCCUCGCGACACGACCACAACAUCGCCAAAUGCAGACUCAACAGGAAAGGAGAAUAUAUCGCUAGCACAGAAUGCUGAGGACAACUUCACAAACCUGCUCUCUAAUUUUGCUUACGCACAAUCACCCUCGGCUCAAACAACUACAAAAGCGGGCUGUUUGGCUGGAGAAGUGAUGGGCACUACGAAAAGAAGACGUAUCGAGCUAGUAGAGAUACCCGGCAACCAGACCAACUCCCGUGAUUCGUCGCCUGAGAAGGGCAAAGCUCCCAAGAAAAAGCCGCGCACCAUCACAGACCUUGUGACAGGACAGUACGGUCAAAGAGAUGAAGAAUCCGACCCGAACAAUGCCUUAGGAAAUUUCUUUGAGCCCCGAACAUCAAUGACUGCGAUGCCAUUAAACGAUAUGGCUGCAUCGGGUACCAAUUCACCCCAGAAGAAAUUGCCGCGUAAGCGUAAUAGCCCAAAGGCGCCAGCUGAGAAAGGCGAGCCGAAGGCGAAGUCGAAACCCAAGAGAGUAUCGGCCAAAUCUACUACUAAACCCAAGCUUGUCGCCGAGAAGUUGCUCAGCCCUGCUGCGGCAAUCUCACGACUGAACCAACAGGAUGUGCUUUUUGGUACAUCAAGUCAACUGGCAUUGGAAGAAUCCCCAACAAUGAUCCGACAAAUCCAGUUCGCGAUCAAGGAGUCAGAACAGGAUGCAGAUAGGGCCGACAACUGUUCUUUUGUCGCGCCUUCAGCAUGGUCUAGACUCACCAAAGUCAAAGGCCAGAAAGCCUUAUGGGCUGUCAGUGCGCGAGAUGAUGACGGUGGCAUGUUAGAGCAUAUGCAAGAUGUGCGUAUUCCCGAGCCUGACCGAACGCAAGACAUCCCACUGCUAAUGGAUGUCAUUCAUGACAAGCCUGAUGGUGCCCGGAAUGAUCCUGUCGGCCCAUCGUUGUUCAUUGAUAUUGAUGACAUACCUCAAGACCCUCCUCCACCCAUUACCAUCUCGUCUGAUAUACCGACACCUCCUUCCCACUCCUCAAACACCCCUCAACUGCAGGAUUCGAGAAUAGAAAACUUUACCACAAACGAGUUGGAUUUCAAAGAUAUCGAUGCCUUCGAAUCAGAGCCACCACCCUCAAAUCAGAAUGCAGAAUCUCAACAUACUUUUGUUGAAAUUGACGAGUUCGACUUACCACCUUCGGCACAACUGCAGUAUAGUCCCGCAACUAAAUUGAGGCCGCCUGCAUCUGCGUCAAGAACGGGUUAUGGAUCGCCCAAGAAACGUGGUAGAAAGCCAAAGUCGCAGUCUACUGUUUCUAAAGUCUCUAUGUCUUCGAAUCCGAUAUUGAAACCAUCAUCCUUGGAACCUAGGGCAAAGCCGAAAGAGAAGGGUGCAGUGCCUUCUACUCCGCUCAGGGAACCAAGUCGGUUCAUCGAUAUCGACGAGAUUCUUGACUCGGAAGACGACGCCCUCGAAGCAUUGUCUCCCACACCACCACGGGUCUACAAACACAUUGAUCCAGAGCCUUUGCCACUGAUCUCGCUCUCACCUACUACAUCGCCCAGCAAGACUACCGCAGGUACCAGCUUCAAAUCCAAACAGGGGCCAUUAUCUGAUGCAAACCUGACUCCGGUGCACUGCAUACCAACCAAGAUGCUAGAGUGGGUCCAUAUCAAAUCCGACAUCUUUGCACAAAUUACAACGCACAUCCGCUCCUUACCCCCAACUAGAGAUCCCACAAAACCUACGUGGCACGAGAAAAUUCUUAUGUACGACCCCAUUGUCCUUGAAGAUUUCACCGGCUACCUCAACGAUUGUACCAGCAUCCGUUUGUUCAAAAAGGCCACGCAAAAGCAAAUCAAGGCAUGGAACCAGCAGCGAAAAGUUGAUGGUGAACCCAUUCUAGUGGUUGAAAAAGGUUGCGAAGAAGACGUACUGGCUGUAACGAAAGAGCUCGAGACACAAAUGGUCCAGAGUUGGUGUGAGAGUCUAAGCAUAUGCUGCGUAUGGGGUGAAGGAAGGGGAAAGAGCGGAGUGCGUAAGGGACUGUAUUAG
This is a messenger RNA of Bipolaris sorokiniana ND90Pr, 2991 nucleotides long. RefSeq lists its product as uncharacterized. The coding region runs from base 1 to 2991 and encodes 996 amino acids. Gene Ontology annotation, molecular function: 5'-flap endonuclease activity. Lineage: Eukaryota; Fungi; Ascomycota; Dothideomycetes; Pleosporales; Pleosporaceae. Gene Ontology annotation, biological process: DNA replication; DNA repair. The transcript has 2 exons. Gene Ontology annotation, cellular component: nucleus; Slx1-Slx4 complex. The record is from RefSeq and is a predicted model, not a curated record.